AAAAGAAAAAGAUGGAGAGUAUAUGAAGGGAGAAGAUCUCGAGGCAAUCGUCAAAAGAGGCUGUAUCACAUUCUCGGAUCCAUCUCUCUUCCGGAAAAUGAGUUCGAAUUUGAAAGUGCACUCCUUUGAAGAGGUUAGCAAGCACAAUCAUCAAAAGGAUUGCUGGCUUAUCAUCUCCGGAAAGGUGUUUGAUGUGACCCAGUUCUUGGACGAUCAUCCGGGAGGCGACGAAGUCUUGAUAACUGCAACGGGGAAAGAUGCAACAGAUGAUUUUGAGGAUGUUGGGCAUAGCGAUUCCGCGAGAGAGAUGUUGGAUAAGUAUCUGAUCGGCGAGAUUGACGUAAACACCCUUCCAUUGAAAGAUCAGUACAUACCACCACCAAAAGGAGUACAGAAUGAUUCAUCAUCCAGUGUGUUUAUUAAGCUACUGCAAUUUGUUGUGCCUCUCUUGAUAUUGGGUUUAGCAUUCUAUUUGAAGCAGUAUGGCAAAAAAGAGUAAAGUAAAAACUCUUCUGAAGAAAGCAGACAGAUACUCUAUUUCUUUGCUUUUUACCAUUUUUAAGAUUGGAUUGAACCUGAAUUGUCAUCAUCAUUUAUUUUGAUUUAGGGUUUGUUUUCCUAAAGAUUUUCAUUGUAAAACUGCAUCCAGUUCUAUAAUCUUAUAUUAUCCUUGAUUUUAUA
Messenger RNA from Impatiens glandulifera, 681 nucleotides. Its product is annotated as cytochrome b5-like. Gene Ontology annotation, molecular function: heme binding. The transcript is spliced from 4 exons. Gene Ontology annotation, cellular component: intracellular membrane-bounded organelle; membrane. Bases 23 to 499 code for a protein of 158 amino acids. Lineage: Eukaryota; Viridiplantae; Streptophyta; Magnoliopsida; Ericales; Balsaminaceae. The record is from RefSeq and is a predicted model, not a curated record.